Eucalyptus grandis is the source of this 1296-nucleotide messenger RNA. RefSeq names its product TMV resistance protein N-like. Gene Ontology annotation, biological process: signal transduction; defense response. Gene Ontology annotation, molecular function: ADP binding. Lineage: Eukaryota; Viridiplantae; Streptophyta; Magnoliopsida; Myrtales; Myrtaceae. The transcript has 3 exons. The record is from RefSeq and is a predicted model, not a curated record. Bases 1 to 1296 code for a protein of 431 amino acids.
AUGGCUGAUUCCCGAAGCAGAAAACGGAGAGAAGUCGCGCCCAGUUUUGGAGGACAACCAUCGCCCCCACAUCGAGUAAUUUCAUCUGACCUCGUCGAAGAUAAACCAGCGAGGCUGAAUCAAGAUGAUGUGAUCCUGAGUUACCUUGAAUACGGUAGUCCCAUUGGAUUCGUUGGUUCCCUCUGUCGCUGCUUGGAAGCUGACGGAAUUCGCGUUUUCAGAGUUUUCGACAUCCCAUCUUUUCUACCCGAAGAGCUUCGGCUGUCGGUCUCCGGCUCCAACAUCUACAUACCUAUUUUUUCACCAGCCUAUGCUUAUAGCCCCGGGUGCCUUGAGACGCUCGCACUCAUGGCAGAACACACGUCUAGAUCAGGAGGGAAGAAAGAGAUCCUGCCCUUUUUCUACAAUGUGGGACGGUCUGAUGUGCAGCUGGACCAAAAAUCACGCUACAGAGGCGCCCUGGACGAGCACAAGCAGAGAUUCGGCGAUGAGAAAGUCAAGCUGUGGGAGAAGGCUAUUGUGGGGGCUGGUAAAGUCAAGGGAUGGGAACUAAGCUCAUAUAGAAGUGAAAAGGAACUUAUCACAGCCAUCGUUGGAGAAAUUUUGUUUAACCUGAUGAUAGCACACAAUCAUGUGUCUGAGGAUCUAUCCACUGGUGAUAAUCCCAUGUUAUCUGACAGGACCUCGGUAUAUUUCUUUGCUCCCAUUCUCCUCUCUUCUCGAGUACUCUCCCCUAAAGACUUUUUCUUGCUGAGAUUGAAGAAACAACGCGGCAACCUGGAGGUGUUCACUAUCUUUCAAACCAAGUUGAUCCAUAAUAUUUUAAAAAGAGAGCAUGAGGUUGCUUCUGCUUUCGAAGGAGUACGAUUUUUGAAAAAGAUAUUUAGGAGUAUGAAAGUUCUUAUUGUUCUUGAUGACGUGGAGAAGGCAUCCCUCCUCAAGGAGUUUGUAGGAGCUAAGCUUGAUUGGUUUGGUUGUGGAAGUAGAGUAAUUGUCACCUCAAAAGAAAGCAGAGUUCUUCAAGGGUUUGUUGCUCAAGGGUUGGCUCAUACUUACAAUGUUAAUCCGAUGGAUGAUAAUCGAGCUUUCAACUUUUUCUGGCAGUAUGCUGCAAGCGGAAAGAGUGAUGAACUACGAUCUUAUGUUAAAAUUGCAAUCGAAAUAGUGAAGGCUGCGAAGGGACUUCCACUACUUGUCAAAGUUUUUGGUUCUUUUUGCAAUAUAAAGGACUGGAAGAAUGGAUUAAAUUCAAAGAUCUCAUGCAACAAUUUCAGGAAGAUUACCAGAAGAUUCUGA